Molecule: messenger RNA, 787 nt
Organism: Myotis lucifugus (little brown bat)
Lineage: Eukaryota; Metazoa; Chordata; Mammalia; Chiroptera; Vespertilionidae
Gene: RPL10A
Product: ribosomal protein L10a
Exons: 6
Coding region: 102-755 (217 amino acids)
Biological process (GO): translation
Cellular component (GO): large ribosomal subunit
Molecular function (GO): RNA binding; structural constituent of ribosome
Source: RefSeq, a predicted model, not a curated record
GCCGGGGAAGCCGCAAGGCAUCUCUCGCGAGAACAAGGCCCCUAUUUGAGCGCAUGCGCGAACUGAGUUAGUCUUUUCCGGUUUUUGCGGCGCGAGGAACCAUGAGCAGCAAAGUCUCCCGCGACACCCUGUACGAGGCGGUGCGGGAGGUCCUGCACGGGAACCAGCGCAAGCGCCGGAAGUUUCUGGAGACGGUGGAGCUGCAGGUCAGCCUGAAGAACUAUGACCCUCAGAAGGACAAACGCUUCUCGGGCACCGUCAGGCUUAAGUCCACGCCCCGCCCCAAGUUCUCCGUGUGCGUGCUGGGGGACCAGCAGCACUGCGACGAGGCCAAGGCCAUGGACAUCCCGCACAUGGACAUGGAGGCGCUGAAGAAGCUCAACAAGAAUAAGAAGCUGGUCAAGAAGCUGGGCAGGAAGUACGAUGCCUUUUUGGCUUCAGAGUCUCUGAUCAAGCAGAUCCCACGAAUCCUGGGCCCCGGCCUGAAUAAGGCUGGCAAGUUUCCUUCCUUGUUGACCCACAAUGAGAACAUGGUGGCCAGAGUGGAUGAGGUGAAGUCCACAAUCAAGUUCCAGAUGAAGAAGGUGCUGUGUCUGGCGGUGGCUGUUGGCCACGUGAAGAUGACAGAUGAUGAGCUUGUGUACAACAUCCACUUAGCUGUCAAUUUCCUGGUGUCAUUGCUCAAAAAGAACUGGCAGAACGUUCGGGCUUUGUACAUCAAGAGCACCAUGGGCAAGCCCCAGCGCCUGUACUAAGGCCCAACUAAUAAACCACACUGCCACUGCGA